AUGCCCACGCUCAACACCAACAUCAAACAAACCCCACGCCCCACUACAACAUCCACAACCCCACACCAACACCACACACCCCAAAACCCACGUCUCACUAACAACCCACACCCAACACCCCACGCCCAACAACCAGCAUCCAACAACCCACACCCACGUCCAACACCAGCAUUCCCACAUUCGACGCUCCAUACCGACGCCCCACACCCCACGCCUAAAACUCAAAUCCCCAAACCCCACGCCUGUCGCCCAAAACCUAAACCCCACACCCAAAAUCCCCGCCCCAUAACCCACAUCUCACAACCCAUGCCUAACACCCCACACCUCGCCCAACACCCCACAUCCAACAACCAACACUCACACCCACAUCCACACCCACGCCAGCCAGCCAGCAUCCUUGCACCCCGCACCCGACACCCCGCACCCGACACUCCACACCCAACACCCACGCCCAACACCGCACAACCAACAUCCCCAAACCCCACGUCUCACGCCCCAAAACUAACACCCAUAACCCCAUUCUCUAAGUCCACUCCAACACCCCACACGCAACAUCCCACACCACACGGCCAACAACCCACAACCCACAACCCACAGCCCACAACCUACAACACAGAUCCCAACACCAACAGCAACAUCAACAUCAACAUCAACACCAACAUCAACACCCCACAUCACGCCAACAUCCAACAACCAAAACCCAACGCACGCGCACACACAUACCAUAUUCCAACCACAGUCACCACUGAAUGA
Molecule: messenger RNA, 753 nt
Organism: Haliotis rubra (blacklip abalone)
Lineage: Eukaryota; Metazoa; Mollusca; Gastropoda; Lepetellida; Haliotidae
Product: extensin-like
Exons: 1
Coding region: 1-753 (250 amino acids)
Source: RefSeq, a predicted model, not a curated record